Messenger RNA from Gaeumannomyces tritici R3-111a-1, 751 nucleotides. RefSeq lists its product as hypothetical. The annotation marks the transcript as partial. NCBI's taxonomy places the organism in Eukaryota, Fungi, Ascomycota, Sordariomycetes, Magnaporthales, Magnaporthaceae. Gene Ontology annotation, cellular component: Ndc80 complex. The transcript has 2 exons. Gene Ontology annotation, biological process: chromosome segregation. The record is from RefSeq and is a predicted model, not a curated record.
GAGAAAUUUCGCGAUCACGAAAGCGUGCGACCGCAGACGUUUAAUUAAUUGCAGCAAUCCCAACCGAAUUUCCAUAUUUUGUCGUCCUGACGCAAUCACCAAGCACACCGCCGCCGACUACCGCACCCACUCAUCCCCUCCACCGUCAACAUACACCAACCCCCCGACACAAUGGCAUCCGUAAUGACCCCCUCGUCGCACCACCGCCAGACCCUGGCGGGCCCGGCGCCGUCCAUGGCGGACCAGCUGCCGGCCAUCGACUUUGGCUUUGACGAGCUGCGCGACCGCAUGGCCAAGUUCACCGCGCGGUUCGACGCCUUCAUCGAGCAGGGGCGCAAGCGCGUGCUGGAGGAGCGCAACCACUUUCGCAUGAACGUAGCCGAGCUACAGGAGGACCAACGCAUGAAGAAAAAGGACAUCGAGAUCGUCCAGCUCAAGACCAACACGCACCAGCACACCAUGGCCAAGGAGGCGGCCGAGGCGCGCGAGAUGCAGGCCUCGAUCGCGGCCCUCAGCGAGCAGCGCGACCGGCAGGCCGCGGCGCGCGACGAGCUCAGGGCCACCAUCGCCGCCGCGCAGCGCGAGGUGGACGCGCGGCUGGCGGCGCAGGCCGAGCACGCGCGCAGGAGGGCCGGGCAGGCGCGCUUCAACGUGCCCGAGCUGGACUUUUGGGUCACCAACCUGUGCCUGCGCAUCGAGGGCGCGGGGAGGGACGACCGGCUCAAGUUUGUGUUUACGCACGUCGACGAGC